Messenger RNA from Lycium barbarum (goji berry), 2838 nucleotides. RefSeq lists its product as uncharacterized. The record is from RefSeq and is a predicted model, not a curated record. Bases 83 to 1951 code for a protein of 622 amino acids. Gene Ontology annotation, molecular function: protein dimerization activity. Lineage: Eukaryota; Viridiplantae; Streptophyta; Magnoliopsida; Solanales; Solanaceae. The transcript is spliced from 2 exons.
UUGGCUGUGUUCUCUGCUGAUUUUGUAUCAAAAAAAUAUUUGCUCCUGAUUAUUUUUCUUAAAUCUUAACAGCAAUUAAAAAAUGUCCGAAGACCCGGCUUGGAAGUAUGGGAAAAAACUUAGUGAGACCAAUCGGACUGCAGUUAUGUGUUUGUUUUGUGAUAAGAUAACUAAAGGAGGAAUCUUUCGCCACAAACAACAUCUUAUUGGUACCUUUAGCGAUGUUGCACGCUGUCUAAGAAGUCCGGAGAAUGUGAGGGAAGAAAUAAAAACAUAUGUCGAAGGAAAAAAGGAACUAAAACGUCAAAUGUUACAUCAACCAACUGUAACUAAUCUUGACGACGACGAUGAUGAAACAGAAGAAGGUGAAGCUGUAGAUUUGUCCGUUCGUUCAAAAUCACAAAAACGGACAACUUAUGGACCAACCUCCAGUGUGAAAGGUCCUUUAGAUUGCUAUUAUCAACCGAAGCCAACUGAUAAUGCAGGGACAAGCAGUAAAAAAAAAUUGAAAGACACCGCUUUACGGCUUUUGAGGGAGCGUGCAGUUGCGGCUUUUUCACGAUGGAUGUAUGAUGCAGGGCUCCCCUUCAAUUGUGUCAACCAUAUUGACACUUUUGGAGCCUUCCUUGAUACCGUAGGCCAUUAUGGUGUUGGAAUGAAGCCGCCUACGUAUCAUGAAGUUAGUACCUCAUAUCUAGCUAAAGAAGUGGAAGCGACACAAAAAAUAGUGGAGGAUCAUCAGGUAGAAUGGAAGCAUUUCGGAUGUUCCAUUAUGAUGGAUAAGUGGACGGCAAAAACGGGAAAAAUGAUCAUUAAUGUGUUGGUGAAUUCUCCAAAAGGAAGUUUAUUUCUUGAAUCUAUUGAUGCGAGUGACUCGUCUACUGAUUCCAUCAAGAUGUUCUCCUUGUUUCAGAGCACCGUUGAGAAGAUUGGACCAGAGAAUGUUGUUCAAGUUGUUACCGAUAAUGCAGCUGAAAAUGUUAAAGCAGGUGCUAUGUUGAAGGGAAUGUUCCCGAACAUCUAUUGGACUCCAUGUGCAGCUCAUUGUAUAAAUUUGAUGUUCGGGGAUAUUUUCAAGGAAACACCCUUUAGAGGAGUUUUCACUAAGGCUGUUAGAGCGCAUUCCUACAUUGUUCAAAGGCCUUUGUUGUUGAACAUGAUGAGGAGAUUCACAAAACAAAAAAACUUGGUGAAACCUAGCAAAACUCGAUUUGCUACUGCUUUCUUGACCUUACACCGUAUGCAUAUACAAAAGGCCAAUUUGAGAAACUUGUUCAUUUCGGAUGAAUGGAACAAUAGUAAAUUUGCAAAAGAAGUCAUGGGGAAAGAAGUUGCACGCAUAAUGAUGUCUUAUACUUUUUGGAAUAAUGUUGUUCAUGCUCUUAAAAUUGGUGGGCCGUUGAUUAAAGUACUUCGUUUGGUGGAUGGAGAACAAAAACCACCCAUGGGCUACCUUUUUGAAGUUAUGGAUAGGGUUAAGGAGUCUAUACGAAAAUCAUUUAGUGACCCACAUAAGUAUGCAAAGGUCUUUGACAUCAUUGAUAAAAGGUGGGCGGAUCAACUUCAUCAACCUUUGCAUGCCGCUGGGAAUUUGUUGAACCCAUCAAGCUUUUAUGAUAAUAAUGAGAUGCGAUUACUAAAUGCAAAAGUGACGAAGGGAUUCUAUGAGAGUGUUGCUAAGUUGGUUCCCAAUAUAGAUGAGCAAGAUCAAAUAGGGGACCAACUAAGUGCUUAUACUAAUUCUGAAGGGACCUUUGGGUUUCCAAUGGCUAUAAGACAAAGAAAGAAGAAGUCUCCAGUUGAAUGGUGGAGGCUUUAUGGUGGAGACACUCCAGAAUUACAAAAGUUUGCCAUCAAAGUUCUAGGUCUAACUUGUAGCUCUUCCGGAUGUGAGAGAAACUGGAGCGUGUUUGAACAUGUAAGAACUAAGAAGAAAGAUUUAGUAUAUUGAGAUAACUAAUUAUAUCUCAACUCCUAUUAAUUACUUGCCACAACUUAUUUGCAGAUUCAUAGCAAGAAGAGGAAUACACUAACCCUAAAGCGCCUCAAUGACCUAGUGUUCAUAAAAUAUAAUAGAACAUUGAGGUGUCGUUACAAUGCUCGCAAUGUAAUUGAUCCAAUUGGUUUGGACAAUAUUGAUGAUGCCAAUGAAUGGCUCACCGGGGUUGAGAAUGCUGAAAAUGAAGCAAUUUUUUAGGGAGAUUCUGAUUUCACUUUCGGUGUUGUUGCCGAGGCAAUGGGGGUAGAGGAGAACCAGUAUGGUUUAAGGGGGAAUACUUCAAGCCAACGUAGGAGGGGAAAAGAAGUAGCUACAAGUCAUUCCCUAGUUGAUGAAGUUGAAGAAGAUGAUAAUGAAAUUGAAGAAGACGAUGAGCAAUAUGGUGAUGAUGUGGGAGUACAAGAUUUUGACAAUCUUGUAGAAGAAUAAGAACUAGAUAUCGAACUAUUAGUAGCUUUGAUUUUGUUUGUCCUAUAGUCUGGAGGAUUUUGUGAUAUCCACUUUAGUUUUUUAUUUGAAAUUUUAGUCUAUGGAUAUCUACUUUAGUUUUGGAUUUGAACUUUUGCUUAUAUAUAUAUUCUCUAUUUAUUUUGCUCUUUUAAAAAAAAAAAUUGCGCUUCGCUUCACGCUAAGCUUAAAGCGUGAAGCGGGACCUUGUCGCUUUUUUCCGCUUCACGCUUUCCUGAACACUGGUUGAGCCUAACUUUGUUUGCGGGCUUUUCCUACCAGGCACAAGGGUAGACUCUCUUUCUCUGAAGGAAUAUUAAUGAUUUGGAUCACAAUAAAACUGAGUCCAUUAGCUGGAAGGGACAUUCCAAGGGUCUCUUUUCAGUGAGAAG